This is a messenger RNA of Alternaria novae-zelandiae, 1077 nucleotides long. RefSeq lists its product as uncharacterized. Lineage: Eukaryota; Fungi; Ascomycota; Dothideomycetes; Pleosporales; Pleosporaceae. Bases 1 to 1077 code for a protein of 358 amino acids. The record is from RefSeq and is a predicted model, not a curated record. The transcript has 2 exons.
AUGGCUAUUCCCAACAGAGGCCCCGAGCUGCUCGCAGUCAACAUCGCCUUCGUUACCACCGCAGUCCUGGCUUGUGCAUUGAGGAUAUAUGUUCGCCUCUGUAUGGUCAAGGCAUUUGGCCGAGAUGACUAUUUGAUGGUUCUCGCAACUCGAAUGGCACCUAUACCUACAUUUGCUAAGAACAUCAGGAUCAUCUACAGUGCCAUGUGCGUCUCGAUCAUUGCUGGAGGCACUUUCUUCUUCGUCUGUCUCUUCCAAUGCUACCCAAUCUCGUACAUGUGGGACCGCACUUCGCAAGAAGGAAAGUGCGUUGACAACACCGUCAUCACCGCUCUCGGCUACGUCUACAGUAUCUUCAGUAUCAUCACCGACUUUACAUUCGCCAUCAUUCCGGGAUUCUUGGUAUGGCACUUGCAGUUGAAGAGGAGGACCAAGGUCGCUUUGAUCCCGUUGAUCACCAUGGGUUGCAUUGCAAGUGCUGCGGUCAUCGCGCGCAUGCCUUUCGUUCACUACUUCAACUCUCCUGACUUCCUCUGUAAGUUCCCCUACUGCUGCUUGUCGUACUGGGCACUAAUGCUGUCAGGGUCCACACUUGACAUCGCCAUCUGGUCAUCGGUCGAACAAGGUCUUGCUAUCACUGCCGGUAGCCUUGCAACGCUCCGCCCAUUAUUCUUCAUCGCCAUGCACAAGCUCGGUCUCUCUACACGCCCAACUGGAGCCUACCGUCCGUCUGCAUACGGCAUGUCCGCCCCCUUACCCGGCAACGCCGCUGGAAACUCCAAAGCCGACAAGCUCCGUCCCGACAUGUACAAACUCUCCGCCACUGUGCAGACUCGCACUUCCGACGACGACCCUGUUUCGAAUUCGAAUAAAUGGUACGGCGGAAAAGCGCCACCAAAUUCGAAGAAGAGUACGCGCGUGGACAACUCCGACAACGACAGUCAAAGGAGUCUGAGGAUCAAGAGCGCUCGGAGCAGUGCGGAAGAGGACCACUUCCAAAACGGCAUCAUGGUCUCCAAGUCAUUUUACAUCACGGAUGAAGAGCGGGGAUCGGUUUUGUCUGCGCCUUACAGAUGA